AACCGUACCGAAAGAACAAGAAUAGAGCGCAUAGUAAUCAUUGAUUUAUAGCUUCUUAUGAAAACAGUAUUGGAUAAUGAAUUAUUAAGGCGGCUAACAAGAAAAUGUCGUUGCAUUAGCUAGAAGGAACCAAAUUACUUCCGGGUUAAACAUAAACUUACUUAGGGCUGAAAUUCCCUGUAGGAGAAAGCUGUUAGUGGUUGUACCGUCACACUAUGUAAAUGUGCUUCGAAUUACCGCCAAAUAAACUAAGUUAAAUAAUGGAACUUGACUCCUUGUGCCAACAUUGGGACUCAAAUUUGGAUAUCGAUGAAGAAAAUUUCGAGACUGUUGCUGAGCCAGAAAAGCAUCCACGCCUUUCCUUGUAUAAAAAUAAAGGUCGGGCUGCUGAUCAAGAAAAACGUUGGCGCCAAAAACUCAGCAUACUUAAAUCUAAAAACGAAAGAUUAGAUCAUUUCGAUCAUAAUCGCUUUUCCGUCAAUAUAGAAGAACACUCAAAACACCCAUGGGCAUCAACUGCAAAAAAGUCGGAAAUAAAAAGUUGGCGUCGUCACUCGAAACUUUUAAUGUUGGCAGAAUGGUUUUUAUUUAUGCCUCCAAAUUUUGAGGAUGAAUAUCGGAUGAAGCUUUGUCCUAAAGGGCGCCAUGUAUUUAUCAGGGCCUCUAAAGGGAAGACUACAGUAUAUGCCAGAAACGGACGUCAGCUGAUAUCAUCUGUUUCACGGCUUCCAGGAGGUGGUUUAGGCCAAAGUGAUAGUCAGAAUAGUUCAUAUACAACUUUAUUGGAUUGUAUAUUACACUGUCCAGAAAAUACUAUGGAUUUCACCGAUUUUCAAAUGGCUUAUGAAACAAAGCAAAUGACUUUCGACUUCUACGUAGUUGACAUCAUUUUUAUGAGGUCUACGGGUUACGUCGAUCUACCUUUUUAUGAGCGAUCUCAGUGGUUGGAAAUAUAUCUCAAAGAACAAAUAGAAGAGCAUGAUGAAAGUGAUCCUGUUACUUUUCAUAUUCUGCCAUCCUUUCAAUGUGAUAUAGAAUCAAUGCAAAAUGUAUUCUCAUCAGUGCCAUCCUAUGAGAUUGAUGGUGUUCUAUUUUAUCAUAAAGAUGUGAAUUAUGAACCUGGUGUAACUCCUCUUGUGAGUUGGUUAAAACCAUAUAUGUUACCGGAAUGGUUCCCUAAUAUUAAUUAUCAUUCGGAUUUUAUGAAAGAUAUUCCUGACGAUUAUACUGACUAUAUUAAUGAAAUAAAACAAUAUGAAGCUAACAAGAAGUUUUCGAAAUCGUCAUGUUCCGUCAUUCAACAAACAAUUGCUGAAUAGAUUCUACUAUGUAAUUAUAAAUAUUCAAUUUUACUGUCACACUUAAAAUGGAAAUUUCAGAUUGGCUUUUGUUGCAUAAAGGUCAUUGUGAUGCUUUGUUUAAAAUGUUGGUUUAGGGUUCUCUUCAUUUCAAUGAAACAAUAAUCAUGUAUUACCUUCCAUACAUAGCUCAAUGUACAUUUGUAUUGUACAAUAACCAGAUACAGUGUGCAUAACUAGACGACAGCAUGAAUCCAUUCACUGGAACAAGUCAUUUGCAAGGUCGUGUAACAUAUAUCUUUGAUUGCAUAAAAACAUAUGUAUUAUAAUGACAAAUAUACAUAAAUUUAACAAUGAACCAUCAUCAAUUAUGCUACAUAAUGUCUCGAAAAUCUUAUUUUAAUAAAUUUAUUACAGAUGGUCGCCUAUAUUUUCACUUUCCCAAGGGACAUCGUACUGAAUGCCGCGUAUCAUAAUAGAAUAAUUUGAAUCAUUAGACAAACUAUGAUAAUGUCUUAUUUGGCCAUGUCAAUGGGGCAUAACCAAGCCUCCUCGAUUAAAAUUAUUUCAAGCUGAGAAUACACCCAUGCAAUUCAAACAUUCAAUAUACGAAACUCUAUUUGGCUCAAUCGUUGCAGAUAUCAAAAGAGUUGGGUGCUUCGAGGAUUCAAUAUUGACUUAUUAUUUUAGAUAAUCACAUCACAUUCGUGAAAUAUUGAGUUACUGUCUAUAUGGUGUAGUAUACUCAGAAUUCACGACUACGA
Schistosoma turkestanicum is the source of this 2062-nucleotide messenger RNA. The record is from the annotation of a GenBank genome assembly. Lineage: Eukaryota; Metazoa; Platyhelminthes; Trematoda; Strigeidida; Schistosomatidae.